AUGGAGGAGUGUGAGAGUCUGGACUCGGAGAUGACGGAGCUUCAGAGUGAAGCUUCGGAGGCCAUCAGCCAGGACGAUGAGGACGAGGUGGAGGAACUGCAGAACAGCCUGCGAGAGGUUACCAAGGACCACUCUGUGAAGCCCAAUAUCCAGUGCCUGAUGGUGGAUCCAUCAUUCUCAAUGGUAACAGUUCAGAGCGAGGACAGUGGUAUUGUUUGGGAGACGGCCUCUAGCCGCUGCUCUACCCCCUGGGCCUCUGAGACAAGCUCUAUCUCUGAAGGCUACAGCAUGGAGGGCUCCGGAGCCGCAGGAAAGAUAACCAUCGUCUUCGAUGAGGAGAAAGUAAUCCGCAGGAGGACAAGGUCUGGAGGAAGGAGCCGGCUGGGGGACAGGCUGAGCAGACCUGGUAGUUCAAGAUCGGCUUCAGCUCUGGGAGUGGAGAGACUGGAGAUGAUGGAGGUUUCUCUCCCAAAUGUCAAACAGGAGAAAACCCAAACAGAGCCGGACUUGGAGGAAAUCAAAAGCAAAGAUCAGCAGCUGUUUAGUUUGAUUUCAGAGGGUUAUGAGAUUCUCAACAUCAGAGUCCCCUCCAAACUUCCCACUGUUGAUGAGGAAGAGAGCACAGAGCUGCAGGACAAUUUGUCUUAUUUGGACCAGACUCCAAAGAUCAAGUCUCGAAACCACCAUGAGUGGACACAACAGAAUCAUGUCCUGCCAGCGGAGGAGGAAUUACUGGAUGACCAAGAGGUAUUUAUUGAUUUGAGUGGGAUUCAUGAUGCAAAAGAGAGCACUGGUGAUAUAGACUACUUUGAGAAGUUUACCCUGGUGGAUAUAGCGGCUCCUGCGGAACAAGUUCCAGAGCUGCAGGAGGAGGCAGAACAACCUGCAGCAAAGCCCCAAGUAGAGGAGCAACAGCCAGCUAAAGAGACAGCCGCAGACAGCCCCUCUGCAUCAGAGGAAUCCUUUGUGUUUGUUACCGAUGUGGAUAUAGUCGGGGAACACCUGGAUGAGGUCUUCUACGGGGAAGGAGCUCCUGAUGAUGCAAUGCAGCGGAGAGAAGAGGAGGAGGCGGAGGCUAGGGUGAGAAUGAGACGAGAGAGUCAGAGAUCUGGGAAGCAGAAUGGUUCGGUGUUGUUUGGGAGUGAAGAGACAAUCCUCACGCCCAUUUUUAUCUCCCCUGGACCGCCUAAGAUCAUCGACCAGAUUCUGCUGGAUGAGCCCACCGCCAUGUCCUUCAUGUACUCAGACCUUUACGAGGACGCUGUAGGCGAGAGGAAGAGGAGUGACGAGGAGCACUCCGAAGCAGAGAGCGUGGCAUCUGAGAAGACUUAUAGGAGACGUUUGUCAGAUUCAGAGGAGGCGGACGGGUACCUGGAGAAGUUCACUUUGAAGGAUGAAAUUCCUGCAGUGGAGGUUCCAGCAGAGUCAGAGGAGGAGGAGAGGGAGAGGGAGGGGAGGAGGAUGUGGUCGCAGAGUAAGUUUGAAAUGACAGGAUGUCUAACAAGAGUGGUCAAAGAAGAAGACAAGGACAAGACAAAGUUAGAGGAAGAAAAGACACCGGAGGUCAGAGUUGAAAAGGGGCGCAAAGAUUUACUAACAGCAGCAUUUGAAGAAAAACAAGAGAUAGUUACAGAGACAGAAAAUGAGAGGGAGGAGGUACUACUCUCCCCGGUGACUGAAGAACCGGCUGACAGAGAAAAAGAAUCAAUUCAGGAGUCUAAACUGAUAGAGGAUCAGAUGGAGGAUCGGGAGGUGAAAGGGCAGGUGAAGGGAGACCUGACUGAUCCUCCUGAGAGUAGUACUGAUGAACCACAUCCUGAAGCUCAGCAGGUGGACAGUAAAGUAAAGAAAUCAGAGAAGGGUGAGGAGCAUCAGAGAGAAGCGCCAGCAGAAAUGGUUUUUGAAACUGAGGAGCCAUGUGAGUCACAAAAAGUGGCAGAAAAAACAGCUCAGGUGGUUGAAAGUGCUGCAGAGGAGACGACACCUGUAGGCAGCAAGGCGCCUCACAUCAUCACAGAGAGGAGUUUGUCUGAGGAGGCCGUUACUGAUACUACGAUGUUGGCUGUUGUUGAGAAAGUAUUGGCUGAGGUCAAAGCAGCUGAAGUGAAAGAACCUGAGACUGAAAGACAGGAAGUGUCCACCUCUGAAAUAGAAACAUCAGCUGGAACGACUCUGCGUGAGGAAAAAGAAGCAGCAGAAGUUGUUCCUGAGGAUGUUGCACCUGUUGAGGUCAUUACAGACUGUGAUGCUUCAGUGCACGCGCUGGUGGAGGUAACUGAAAAAGCAUUGGAUGAGAAAGAGAUCCAAACUCAAGUUCAGAUUGAUCUUCAGGAGGUUACAAGUGUUGAAAGGACAGAUGUUCCAACAGCUAAAGAAGAGGAAGAACAUGGCGUUCUAACAGAGGAACCUGCAGUUGAGAGCCAGUUGCAUGGAUUUAUUACUGAAGCUGAUCAGGAGUCAGAAGUUAAAGCAGAGAUUUCAACUGAAGUAACUGUGAUGCCCAAAGAAGUCGAGACAGAUUCAGAGAAAAAACAGCAUGAAAUUCUUGAACCCAAGCAGCUUCAGCAAGAGGAGUCGGUAACUGACAGUGAGCUGAUAACUGAAGAUAAAACCCCCACAGAGGACGCUGGGGCUGUUGCUCAGGAGAUGGUCAAAGCAGGUGAUGAGUUAAUCCUCCUUGUCCCUAAAGGACAAGCAGUAGAGAUGGACAUAGAGAUCAGUCAGUCAUUAGAGAAGACUACAAGUGAAACAGUAGCUCUCUCUGAAGCUGACGGCACAUGUGAACAUCUCAUAGCACCUGAAAUCACCACAUCAUGCCUGGAGACUCUUCAGGCACCAACUGAAGAAACAACAACAGAGGAGCAGGACGUAAAACCAGAUGUUGUUCUAAAGGAAGAAGCAUUACCAAGGGAAGAGUUAGACAUUACUCCUCUUGCACCUGUGGAGGACGUCAACACUGAGGAGCAGAGGAUGGAUUUGGACUUUGAAGAAGACGAAGGCGUCUUUUCCCCUCUGAGGAGCUUUACUCCCCAGGAGGAUUUGUCUGGGCUACACAGAGAGGAUACAGAGGCAGAAGCAGCAGAUGUAGAGCAAAAGGCGGAGAUACACGGGGUGGAAGAUGCCCCAGAAACAAGCAUUGUUCUAGAGGAUUUUAGCCCACAGGUUGAUCUGCAGAAGGAGGAUUUGGCACAAAAGGCAGAGAUACACAGGGUGGAAGAAGCCCCAGAAACAAGCAUUUCUAAAGAAGAUUCAAUUCCAGAGGUUGAACUGCACAGUGAGGAUGUAGAGCAAAAGGCAGAGAUACACAAGGUGGAAGAAGCCCCAGAAACAAGCAUUGUUGAAGAGGAUUUAAGUCCAGAGGUUGCUCUGCAGAAAGACGAUUUGGAACAAAAGGUAGAUAUGCACAUAGUGGAAGAUGCCCCAGAAACAAUCAUUGUUAAAGGGGAUUCUAUUCCAGAGGUUGCUCUGCACAGUGAGGAUGUAGAGCAAAAGGUGGAGAUAAGCAAGGUGGAAGAAGCCCCAGAAACAAGUAUUGUUGAAGAGGAUUUAAUACCAGAGGUUGCUCUGCAGAAAGAAGAUUUGGAACAAAAGGUAGAUAUGCACAUAGUGGAAGAUGCCCCAGAAACAAGCAUUGUAAAAGGGGAUUCUAUUCCAGAAGUUGCUCUGCAGAGGGAGGAUGUAGAGCAAACGAUGGAGCAGGAGGAGGCAGCUGCAGAGGCUCUGGAGGUAAUUGCAGAGGAGCUUCAAUAUGAGGUAAUAUCUAAACAGGAUGCAAAAGAGAUGCCGGAACCUGAAACACAGAAAACUACAGAGGAACCAAAACCUGAGUCUGCUCAGGAGGAGAGAGAAGAGAGGAUGGAGAUGGCGAUGGCAUUGAAGAAGGAGGAGGAGACGGAGAAGGAGGAGAAAUUCUUUGGUCUGUCCCCUGAAGAAGAGCUCAUUGAGGAUGAUUAUGAAAUCAUCGAUGCAGAGGAGGAGAGUCAGGCCCGGCUGGCUGCUGAGCUGCAGGGGAUGGACUGGUUCUGCCUCUCGUGUGGAUGUCUGAUGUCAGAGGAAGACUGUGUGUCUGGAGAGCAUCACGAGCACGAAGUGACUGCUGUGGACCAAGCCUACGAGGAAAUAAAGGAGAAGCUGAGUGACUGGAUCUCGGAUCUUCAGGCGAGGUCAGAGAACAUUGAGGAUCUGGUGUCUGAGCUCGAACUGGCCUACAACUCUGUGGAGGACCAGUGUGUGGAGAGCGAGGCAGCGAUGCAGGCGCAGAACGAGGAGAUGAUGGCUCAGGUGAUGGAGCAGUACAAUAACAUGUCUAUCAGCAUGGAGGAGGAAAAGAAGGCCAAGCUGGAGCAGCUUUACGACCAGAUUGUCUCCUUCCAGGAGAGCAUCGACUCCGCAAAGGGCACUCUGGAGACCACGGCCAGAGAGGCUGACACUGAGGCACGGUCACCUGAAGACAUUCAAGCAAGUCUUAAAGCAGCUCUGGACUCAGCCAUGUCACUGGAGCUGGGUCCAAAGGGACUGCUGGUGUUCGAGGACUAUGCCAAGGGCAACACUUCCAGCUCUCACCUUGCACAGCGCAAGGGAAUCCCAGUGCCUCAGAGGCCAACGCUGCAGCUUCAGGAGCCAGGCUCAGCCACCAGCACCAGUGUCACUGUUUACUGGAAGGUCAACCCUGGAGAUAUCAUAGAUUGCUUCCAGGUCUACUGCAUGGAGGAUCCACAUGGAGCUGUGUCGGAGGAGUACCGUGUGACAGUGAAGGAGAGUUAUUGUGUCCUGGAGGAGCUGGAGCCUGAUAAGACCUACAAGGUGUGGGUGAUGGCUGUCAACUAUACAGGCUGUUCCCUGCCCAGCGAGAGACUCGCCUUCAGAACUGCUCCAUCAGUGCCGGUGAUUGACACAGAGCGCUGCACCGUCAUGUGGGAUUCAGCCACUCUGCGGUGGAGCUCAGCUAAUCAGACGCCUGAGCAGAGUUUCACCCUGGAGUACUGUCGCCAGUAUGAACUGGAGGGAGAGGGGCUCAGGUCCAUCUCAGGAAUCAAAAGCUGUGAACAGAAAGUUCUCCUGCAGCCCAAUGAGAAUUAUUUAUUUUACAUCAAAGCUGUGAAUGAGUCUGGAGCCAGCGAACAGAGCGAGGCUGCUCUCAUUUCCACCAAAGGGACAAGGUUCCGCCUGCUGAAGGCCUCAGCUCACCCUGCUCUGGAUCUGUCGGUGGAUCAGACCACCCUGCACUACUCUCAGGAUGCACAUGAAAACACCGAAUCUCCAGACAAACAAUGUCCAUCCAUCCUGGGUGAGUUGUUGCCGGCACAGGGACUUUACUACUGGGAGACCCUCGUGUCGGGAAGCACAGCGUACAGGCUUGGAGUGGCGUGCAGCACAGCCAAUAUGAACAGCCCACUGGGAGAAAACAGCCUGUCAUGGUGUUUGCAGAGUAUCCCAUCACCAUCAGGCUGCAGGUACCAGCUGCUGCACAAUGACGUUCAGUCCACUGUGUUUGUGAUUGCAAUGCCGGAGCGGGUGGGUACUCUCCUUGAUUACCAACUCGGCCGUUUAUCUUUCUACAACGCUGACAGUGGUCAGUUGUUAGGCACUUUCUGCCAUCGCUUCACCCAGCCAUGCCACCCGGCUCUGGCUCUGGAGAUGCCGGGCAGCCUCGAGGUCAGCAUGGUGCCGGAGGUGCCGGAGUUUACCAAAGACAGCUAGCUCUGCUACCUGCCUCACUGAGGAGUUUACAGUUCAUGUUGGACAUACUGUAUGUUAAUUUGAAUGAUCUUACUAUAUAAUGAUUAGAAUUACUUUUAUUUUAUUACCAAGAAAACUGCAGUUAUGACACAGGACAUGAAAUAUAUUCAUAUUCACAGUAAAGGAUAAGAGAUACUGGAUCCCGUUCUUCUGUACAGACCUCAUGCAUGUAUUUUAAUGAGAUCAAACCUCAUCAAUUUAGUGUAAGUUUUCUCUCAUUAACAGGAAAUCAAUUCAACAUUUAUAUUUUUUCAAACAAAAAUUCAAAGUUGUUAAAACAAACCAAAAGCAGAGACAGUAAAAUUGAAUAAUGCUGUGAAAUACAACUGGAUAGAGAUUUUGUGCCUUGAUUUUUUUUUCUUUCUUUUUUUUCCACACAAAUGAGUGUUUUGUUUUGUUUCCUCAAGUGAAAUAUUGUGGAUCAUUUUUGUAAAUCUGACCACAUAACAUUUGCUGAUGUGAUUGUACUGUUCAGUCAUCUCCUCUUUAGUUAAACCCUUAAUGAUACUGUGAGUAAAGGGUCUGACUCAUGGAUGGAUUAUACGAAUGAGUUCAGUAAUCCAUCAUGAUCUGACUGCAUUUAAAAUGUAAACACACACUGCAUCAUAACUAGAACAAAAUCUUUUGUCAACACAAAGUUUAAACACUGACUUCAAAGCUCCAAGAAUCAAACUGUGGCACUUUCUGUAUUUGAUAUUGUGAAAUUAUGUAAAUAACUUUGUAAACAUAUGUGAUCUCUUCUAUAUUUUGUUACGUUCAACUCGCAACAAGUGGAGAUACUGUUUUCCUCCUUUUUGUCUUGUAAACUGAUUUUCACAUCUGAGCUCAAUGAACAUGUUUAUUUUUCUAUUUGCACAA
Molecule: messenger RNA, 6597 nt
Organism: Centropristis striata (black sea bass)
Lineage: Eukaryota; Metazoa; Chordata; Actinopteri; Perciformes; Serranidae
Gene: cmya5
Product: cardiomyopathy associated 5
Exons: 14
Coding region: 1-5700 (1899 amino acids)
Molecular function (GO): protein binding
Source: RefSeq, a predicted model, not a curated record